GGCUUAAAUAAUCCUAUUCCCAACCUUUCCAAACAUUGCACGGAGUUUUACUGAAUAUCUUGCUAAUCAUCCAGUGCCAUUUUUAAGUUCCUUUAAUCAACAGCCUACAGCGUCACCUAUACCAUCAAAUAUGCCUUCAUCUUCUAUAGAAUAUGAUCCGUUACUACAGUUUAAACAAGAAAAUGAUCAUUCAAAAACAGGUCUACAAAUUAGAGUGUUGGGUGUACCUCAAACCGGUGCAAAAUCUAGAGUCGAAACACAAAUUAAAUUAUGUAUACAAUUAGUAACAAAUGGAGGCGAUAAAGCUCAAUGGUGGUCACAUUUGAAAUUACCAGAACAUAUGGUGACUAAAGAUAAAUUAAAGAAAUCUGGUAUAAAUCGAUUCAAUAAUAGUACAGCAUCAGAUACUGGAUUGCCUAUAAACCCCGAAAAGCUCCUAUAUCUACAAGCAAGAGUGUUAUGUGCCAGUGAUCCGUCAAAAAAAGUAACUACCUGCUUUAGUUGUAUUCAAAGAGAGCGUAAAAGAUCUCAAAGAAGAAAAGAAAAUAAACAGCAACAGAAUAAUGAUGAGAUAGAAGAUGAAAAAACUGAAGAUGAACAAGCGGCAACUUCAGAUGAGGAAAGGAUUCUAUUAUUUAAUUGUUCUGAGAUAGUUGAUUUUAGUGCUGGUGACACUAUUCUGCCGACUCGUAUUACUUGUUAUUGUAGACAUCAUAAUGAAAGAUUAGGUUUUUGUAUAUAUUUUGAAAUGUUAGAUCAUACAGGAAAGAAAGUAGCAGAAGGAAUUUCACCAGCAAUUAUGAUUACAGAUGAUCAUAAAUCAAAUAAAGUAAAGGCAGGAUUAAAACGGCGUCGUACAGAGAAUGAAGUAGUACCAGAAUUAAAAAUACCUGCACUAAGUUGGAUAAAAUCAUCUUUACCAUUUGUUAAUAAGUUAGAUACUGUUUCUCCUUCUUCCUCUACUACUACGACUACGACUACUACUACUACAUAUAAUAGCAACAAUUACUCUCCUUUGUCCAAUAUAGAUGAUACAAAACCUCUAUUAAAAUCUAUGCUGCCAUCUACUGCUCUUAUCCAACAACAACAACAACAUCCAUCACAGCAAACAACAACAGGAUCACAGCAAUAUUUAUAUCCACUAAACAACAGUAAUAUGUCAUCUAUACAACAACAACAACCAUCUUCUUCUUUACCGCCUAUAAUGAAACGAUUAAUACCAAAUGAAGCACCUACAAAUGGAGGAAUUGAGAUUACAAUUUUAGGUGCAAACUUUUGCCCUGGCUUGACAGUUAUGUUUGGUGAUAAACCUGCUACUAAUCUUCAAUAUUGGUCUCCCAAUACACUCAUUUGUACAUUACCUCCUGCAACGCAACCUGGUGCAGUUGUCGUAUCAUUUAAAGAAUCGCCACCCACAGAUAAACAUAAUAUUAUGGUCUUUACUUAUUCAGUAGAAACGGAUCGUGCUUUAAUGGAAUUGGCACUUCAAGUUGUAGGAAUGAAAAUGACAGGUAUUGUUGAGGAUGCGAGGAAGAUUGCUAUGCGUAUUGUUCAAGGAAAUAAUAAUAAUAAUAAUAAUAAUUCGACUGGCAAUAAUCAAUUGUUUGUUUCAAAUAUCAAUUCUUCUGAAGAAGAAAAUAGAAACUCUCACUCAUCAAAGUUGAUAGUAAAAUCAGAGCCAACUGAAUAUAAUUUAUCUUGAGCGAAAAAAAAAAAAAAAAAAAAAAAAAAAAAAAAAAAAGACAUACCUCCUUUUAACUGCUGAUCUCCUAUAUUAUGUACAAUUAUAACCUGUAUAUUCUAUAUAUCCAUGCUCAUCUUUUAUUUAGCAUAAAUCGAAUAGUCUGUAUAUAUGUAUAUACAUAAACAUAAAUGUUUAUAAAAACAUAACAUAUGUAAAUUAAUAUUAUUUUAUUACUAUUUUGUUUUGCUUAGUAUGUAUGCA
Cokeromyces recurvatus is the source of this 1945-nucleotide messenger RNA. RefSeq lists its product as uncharacterized. The coding region runs from base 131 to 1702 and encodes 523 amino acids. The record is from RefSeq and is a predicted model, not a curated record. The transcript is spliced from 6 exons. NCBI's taxonomy places the organism in Eukaryota, Fungi, Mucoromycota, Mucoromycetes, Mucorales, Mucoraceae.